Molecule: messenger RNA, 3857 nt
Organism: Pongo pygmaeus (Bornean orangutan)
Lineage: Eukaryota; Metazoa; Chordata; Mammalia; Primates; Hominidae
Product: GRIP and coiled-coil domain-containing protein 2-like
Biological process (GO): late endosome to Golgi transport
Cellular component (GO): Golgi apparatus
Source: RefSeq, a predicted model, not a curated record
AUGAUAGUGGAUCUGAAAGCAAAGUGGAACCUAACAAAUGUGAACUGUCAAAGAACUCUGAUAUGGAACAGUCUUCAGAUAGCAAAGUCAAAAAUCUCUUUGCUUCCUUUCCAACGGAAGAAUCUUCAAUCAACUACACAUUUAAAACACCAGAAAAGGGAUUUAAUUUUAGCCUUUUUAAAUCUAAUCCCAUGGCCUUUUGGACUAGCACCCCUUCCUCACAGCCUGAGAACAAAGAUCAUUUUUAGAAGUGUGGCUACUAGAGUGGAAGAAGAAGUGGGAUCUGUUGAAGGCCUUCAAGAACAGAAUCUUUUAUUAGAAUAUGAAAAGCAGUCAGAGCAACUGGAUGUGGAAAAAGAACGUGCUGAUAAUUUUGAGCGUCAUAUUGAAGACCUUACAAGACAAUUAAGAAAUUCGACUUUGCAGUGUGAAAAAAUAAAUUCUAAUACUGAAGAUCUCCUGGCUCGUAUUGAGACACUACAGUCUAAUGCCAAAUUAUUAGAAGUACAGAUUUUAGAAGUCCAGAGAGCCAAAGCAAUGAUAGACAAAGAAUUAGAAGCUGAAAAACUUCAGAAAGAACAGAAGAUAAAGGAACAUGCCACUACUGUAAAUGAACUUGAAGAACUUCAGGUACAACUUCAAAAGGAAAAGAAACAGCUUCAGAAAACCAUGCAAGAAUUAGAGCUGGUUAAAAAGGAUGCCCAACAGACCACAUUGAUGAAUAUGGAAAUAGCUGAUUAUGAACGUUUGAUGAAAGAACUAACAAAGUUAACUAAUAAAAACAACAAGAUAGAAGAUUUGGAGCAAGAAAUAAAAAUUCAAAAACAGAAACAAGAAACCCUACAAGAAGAAAUAACUUCAUUACAGUCUUCAGUACAACAAUAUGAAGAAAAAAACACCAAAAUCAAGCAAUUGCUUGUGAAAACCAAAAAGGAACUGGCAGAUUCAAAGCAAGCAGAAACUGAUCACUUAAUACUUCAAGCAUCUUUAAAAGGUGAGCUGGAGGCAAGCCAGCAGCACGUAGAAGUCUAUAAAAUACAGCUGGCUGAAAUAACAUCAGAGAAGCACAAAAUCCACGAGCACCUGAAAACCUCUGCGGAACAGCACCAGCGUACGCUAAGUGCGUACCAGCAGAGAGUGACAGCACUACAGGAAGAGAGCCGUGCUGCCAAGUUUCUUAACUGGAGUUCUUCAUCUGAAAUGUGUGACAGAUUAUUUGAACUAGAUGACAGCCAGUGUCAGUUCUCAUCAAGUUAUUUCACAAUGAGUACAGUAUUGUGUUCAAUACAAUCAGAGAACAUGAUGAUGAAAUCUGAACAUACACAGACUGUGAGUCAGCUCACAUCCCAGAACGAGGUCCUUCGAAAUAGCUUCCGAGAUCAAGUGCGACAUUUGCAGGAAGAGCACAGAAAGACAGUGGAGACAUUACAGCAGCGGCUCUCCAAGAUGGAAGCACAGCUCUUCCAGCUUAAGAAUGAACCGACCACAAGAAGCCCAGUUUCCUCUCAACAAUCUUUGAAGAACCUUCGAGAAAGGAGAAACACAGACCUCCCACUUCUAGACAUGCACACUGUAACCCGGGAAGAGGGAGAAGGCAUGGAAACAACUGAUACUGAGUCUGUGUCUUCCACCAGCACAUACACACAGUCUUUAGAGCAGCUGCUUAAUUCUCCCGAAACUAAACUUGAGCCUCCAUUAUGGCAUGCUGAAUUUACCAAAGAAGAGUUGGUUCAGAAGCUCAGUUCCACCACAAAAAGUGCAGAUCACUUAAACGGCCUGCUUCAGGAAACAGAAGCAACCAAUGCAAUCCUUAUGGAGCAAAUUAAGCUUCUCAAAAGUGAAAUAAGAAGAUUGGAAAGGAAUCAAGAGCGAGAGAAGUCUGCAGCUAACCUGGAAUACUUGAAGAACGUCUUGCUGCACUUCAUUUUCUUGAAACCAGGUAGUGAAAGAGAGAGACUUCUUCCUGUUAUAAAUACAAUGUUGCAGCUCAGCCCUGAAGAAAAGGGAAAACUUGCUGCGAUUGCUCAAGGUGAGGAAGAAAAUGCUUCCCGUUCUUCUGGAUGGGCAUCCUAUCUUCAUAGUUGGUCUGGACUUCGAUAGGUUGAUGGAAGGAAUAUUUUUAUUAACCAAAUAGAAUCUAUUUACAAAAAUGGUUCAUGUAUAUUACCAUCAUUCUUUUGUCAAAAAGUGUGUAUAUAUGUUUGCAUCUACAUAUAUUUGUACAUCUAUAUGACAGAUGUAUUUUAAAAGUUUCAACUUGAAGUAAAAGUACAACAGCUUGAAGUGUUGAUACCAGGCCACAGCCCUCUGACUCGUGAUCUCCCGUGCAUGCUGCCAGAAUAAAACCACCAGGAAUGAAUUCACUCCCCACUUCUCUGAAACCUCAGGACCCGCCCAUUUCUCGGCAGUACUGUGAAUUUUGAAGUUAAACUAAAUUUUGGUACCAUACCAACUGGAAUUUAGGCUUUAAAAAUAAUGUUUCAAGGCCAGGUGUGGUGAUUCAUGCCUGAAAUCCCACUACUUUGGGAGGCUGAGGCUGGAGAAUCACUUGAGGCUAGUGAGCUGUGAUUGUACCGCUGCACUUCAGCUCAGGGAACAGAGCGAGACCUUGUCUCUAAAAAUAAUAAUAGUAAUAAAAUAAAAAUAACGUUUUAUGACUAUUUAUUGCAAGGUCAGAUUUACAGAUUGUUAUAAAUUGUUGAGAAAUUUUUGUGAUUAGAAUAUGAAUGAAAAAGCUUUAUUGGUAAAAGUGACAUGUUAAGGGGCUAUGAAGUAAAUAUGCUGCAGUUAAUUAUGCUAAGUUAAACUACAAUUUAGUUAUUUGCUUUAAAAUAAACUGUUCUUUUUUUUUAUACUAUCUUAAAACUCAUUAUGUUGUCAGAGCCCUAGAGCUAGCUAGUAUAACACUGACUAUGAAUAGGUGGGCCCACCACCUGAGUCGAGGUGAUUUCGUGGUGCCUCUCCAGGCUCUUGGCAUGGUGUCACUGCAUGCAAGCCAUGAAUCUGUUUUCAGAAUCCUCUCCAUUUUCCCAAAUAAAAACCUAUCACAACAGUGACUAUAUCACUCAGCAUUGUAUCUAAAUAUAAAACUGGUGCUUUCAGUGUUUUUGGCAGAUAGUGUUCCAUAAGCUUUCCAUCAGAAGGGAUUUUAGAAAGACAUCUUAGAGGUCCGUGCUACAUCUUCACAGUUCCUCUGAAUAACCUUAGGGUGGUAGUCUUACUUGCCUUUGACACCUCUGCAUAUGUUUUAAUGACUAGAUCAAAACUAAAUCAAAAAUUGGAUAAUUUUUAAUAUUUAUGUGUUAAUCACACAGUAUGCUCUCUGAAGUUCUCUUAAGCCUUCAGUUUGUACUCUUAAUUUUCUUUCUGAGCUGGAGAACUGACUUUGCACUUUGGUUACACAGAACAUUGGUUUCCAAUUUAGUUUAACUGAAAUUUGCUGCUGGAUAUGUUGAGUUUGUUCUUUAAAAAAUAUCUCAUAUAUCUUGUCUUUCCUCCUGUCUUAGAAGAACAGACCUAACUAGUGAAUGUAUUAAUGAAAAUGCAUCUAUUUCAGAGCUGACAUGAAGAGUUUAGUUUUUUUACUUUAUAAACUGUGAAUAUGAGUAUGCCAGCUGCAUACAAUGUAACUAAUCAUAUUUAAAUAUAUUUCACUUUCUCUUUGACUUUAGACCUUUUGAAGUCUGUAUAAACUUGUUUUGAAAUAUAGUCUCUACUUAACGAAUGUCAUAACAAUACUUUUUUGCAUGAUAAAAAAUUAUUACUUUGAUUACAAAAGGCAUAUUUUCUCAUGGUUUCCGCAAUGAGAGGAAGUGUAAUGAUUAUUUUAAUAUUUCUAUUAAAUAUGUUUAACUGUA